This is a messenger RNA of Prorocentrum cordatum, 5001 nucleotides long. The record is from the annotation of a GenBank genome assembly. Lineage: Eukaryota; Dinophyceae; Prorocentrales; Prorocentraceae.
AUGGCCUCACCCAGCGCAGAAGGCCCCUCGCCGCCGGCGGGCCACUUCCGCCGCCUGAACACGUCGAACGUGGGCCCCGUGGACUUGACCUCCAGCGAUGAGGAGAAUCCGAACUCCCGCGCCCCUGCCCAGGAGACCCUGACCCAGGCCCUCGGGGACAUUCUGCAGAGAGGCGGCGUGGCAAGCCAGGCCCCGUCGCAGCCAGCUGAAGCAGGGGCCGCCGCCGAGGGCCCAGAUCAGCCCUCUCCAAAGCGUCCUCGCGCGGCCCCCGCGGCGCCAGCGGUGUCCGAAUCGGGAUCACCGCUCGACCAGGUGGCCAGGAUCCAGAAGUCCGUGCAGGACCAAUAUCCCACGGCGGGCAAGGAGAAGCAGGCGGUGCUGUCCAUCCUGAAGCUCCUGUGCGAGGCGUCGAUCUCGAACUACCAGCUGAGCAACCGCCACAAACUCUGCAUUCUGCUGUUCAUCGACGGCGAGGACUGGCGCGCCCAUUUCAAGCAAGUCUUCAGGUACUCGGACGGGUGCUGGGACCACGCGCCCAGCUUCGAUGCGAACGCCUGGGAACUGCUCACCGCUACGGAGGGCUUGUUGGCAAUGGUCGGCGGCGCAGACAGAGACCCUGGAGCGUUCGAGUGCGUAGUGUUCCAGUGGUCCCAAGUCCAGCCCGUGGCGGCAGGCUUUCUCACCAACGGCCGUGCGAACGUGACGCAGGGGCUGCGUGAGUUCGCCAAGGAGCACUCCGCCGCGUUGCAGAAGACCACGAACAACAAGGUCUGGAAGGGCAACUGGCUGCUCCGCUGCGGCGAGAUGAUGGGCAGCUUUAAGAAGCAGUGGGACAGCGGCAGUCUCCGAGCACCACUCACUAAGCUGUUCCUCACGCACUGCGAGACGCCGAAGCUGCAGUCGAAGGGCGUCAAGUGCCUGGACGUCUACCUGGACGCCCAGUGGGACCCAGCUCCAGCUCAUCGCGACAAUCACUGCUACGUGAGGGUUCCGUGGAAGUACCAAUGGACGCCCGCCGAGCUCGAGGCCGAGGGCAUCGUGGAGGCGGACUGGGCCGACCGCCUCGCAACUUUCCUUCAGGGCCUGUACUUCGACAACCACGGCGUGUUCCAACUCGAGAUGGCCGCCCUGCACCUUGCCUUCGCGCAGGUGACCUCCGCCAAGAUGACAUUCGAGAUCGGCGGGGGCGGAGGCGGGAAGCACGCCGAGUCGCAGCUUCAGGAACACCUGUUCGGUACCGACCACGUGCACUACCUCGACUGCGGCGCCUUCCAAGACCGCAACGAGUGGCGCAAGGAGUGCGACGGCGGCGCCUCGUUCCUGGGCGACAUCUGGAAGCGCUUCGUUGUGGACGAGGCGCUCACCUGCCGCGUGAACUAUGGCUUCAACAGCAGUCGCAAGUUCGGCGAGUCCAAGAAGGACUUGGAGUUAAACUGGGAGAACAUCCCGACCAUCGAGUUCUCUGGGAGCAGCGAGAAGGCGCUGGUGCAACUGCAGCGGAGGAUCAUCUGCUGCCGCAUGGGCCGCGCGCAGUUCGUGAACGACCCGAAGGACGUGGAUCAUUCCAAGGGGCGGUUCCUCAACAUCCCGCAGGCGGAGCUCGACCCCUUCCUCGCCCACGGUUUCACGGCGUGCUUGAUGUUUCGGAACUGGUGCCGCCCCUAUUUCCAGAGUGCGGAGGGGUCCAUCGCCAACUGCCUGCGCAUGCAGGACAACUUGAUGGCCGUCUGCCCGAGGGUCGCUCGGGACACCGCGUGGCUGGGCACGCGCCUCAGCGGCGGCCAUGAUGCUCCGCCCGGCGAGGAGGACGAGACCCACGCGGAGGCCACGAAGCUCGUCGUCGCCGCCCACAAGGCCACGCCGGCCAAGCCUGUCCUGAAGGAGUACUUGUUCUCGUCGCUCGCUUGUUUGCCAGGGGCGCGCCAGGCGGGCAGGAAACAUGCCUCUAAGUGGCAAAACCUGGUCGAUGCUCUGGAGAAGUCCCCCGUGGCCCUCUUGCAGCGCUCCGACGCGAACGCGGUGCGGAAGCUCCUGGUCAACUACGACAGCAUGGUCGAAGCCAUGGUCGCGAAUGGGGGCGAUCAGGCGUUCGGGAGCUGGGGCGACUGGGGAUCCCCGUUCGACCACAUCGAUAGCCAGGCCAACCUGACGCAGGACGGAGCCGUGGAGUGGUACAGCAUGAUCCUGGAGAACAUGAACGAUGUCACUGGCCGCGAGGGCAGGCUGGCCACGGACUUCACGUGCACAGAAAAGCCAGAUUUCAUCGGCCUGAUGGAAUAUGCGAAGACUGGGAACGAUCGGGGGCAGCAGGUGCUGGAGGCGUACCUGCAGAGGUGCGAGGACGCCUGGGUGGCCAGCGGCCAGGACUCUUCCGUCAGCCUGCAGGUGCCGUACCAGACGAAGGAGUGGUACAAGCGGAAGUUUGCGCGCGGGCCUGCUGGGCAGAAGCUGUCUCGCGAGGCGAGGAAAGUCGCUUUCCCUGACCAUGUGGGCUCCGACGCUCCGUGCUGCCACCCGCGGCUCUUCAAGGUAGCCCUGCAGCGGGCGGGCGUGUACUCCGAGGACCGCUUCCCCAUGCUGGCGCGCGUGUGCCGCUUCUACAAGCAGUGGAGGUCCGCGCUGUCGCAGUAUCUCGGAGUCCCAGUGGAAGAGGCGAAGGUGGAGAUCAUCAAGAUCUUCUAUGGAGCCAGGCCCGUGGCCCAGGUACCGUGGCUCCUCAAGCUCUGCAGCGAGGUCAAGGACGGCGUGGCCGCCGUGCUGGCGCACGCCGAGUUCGCGGACUACAGGCAGCUGUACGCCGACAGGCCGUCUCCCGAUUACAGUCGGAUGGCGGCCGUCCUGUCCCAGCUGGAGGACGACGCUCUCAUGGUCCUCAUCACGAGCCUCCGCCGCAUUGCCGCCACCACCAGCGAGGUGCUGCUCUUCGACGGCUGCCUUGCGCUGGCGACGUGCUUUCAGCAGGAGGCCCUGGUGCGGCUGGCGGUGGCCACGGCGAACGAGGCCUCCUGCGUCGAAUUCGCCAUCCAAUCCUGGCCGAGCACUUCGACCGAUCGUCCGGGCGUUGCCGUCCUGCACAGCUGCGGGUCCCAGGUCUGUCUCCUCCAGACCCCCGUGCCAGACAAGGGCAACUUCCUCCUGACGGCGGCAUGGUGGGCGGGCAUGGGCGCCCCGAUGGCGGACCUCUCUCCGGAGGACCUGGCAGUCCUGACAAUGCAAGAGGUCAACGACAACUCCCUCUACAGCUCCCAGAGGAACAACUCCGCCGCGACCUUCUUCGUCCCCGUGCACGAGCACCUCAUUUUCGAAGGGGUCCACUCUGGCCGCUCGGUCGUGGUCGUGGAGGGCCCCUCCCGCGCGGGCACGCCGAGGCACGUCUACGGCCUGCGGUACAGCAACAAGGAGCUCGGGCUCUUUGACCCCGCGGCCCCCGCGCUCGUGCAGGUGAUGCAGGCAGAGUACUACCUCGGCAAGGCGCAGGGCCGCAACCUGGAUGAGGCCUGGCGCAGGUUCACAAAGGGAGAGGAGGCGGCCGCUCGCCCGAGCUACAGCGGCGAGGACCUCAAGGACAAGUUUACCAACAGCACCAAGACGGCCGAGGAAAACAAAGCGGACAAGGGGCCUGCUGGAGGGACCAGCACGAACGACGGGAUGAGCAAGAUAUGGCAGAGACGCGUCGUCGACCCGAAGAUCAAUUCUGACGCCUCGCCUAUGGCUUUCCAAGAGUGGCAGCGCAAGCUAUGCUCCCCAUGGUUCUCCUCGCACAAAGCCAUCGUUGAGCACGUCGUCAAAAGGCCGCUGAUCAUGCCCAAGGGGGUGCCCGACGCGCUGACUGUGAGAGCCGCCGCUGUAUUCAUACGUUUCGGCGUGGCGCGCACGCGCGACAAGUGCCCCCAGUGCUCCGGCCCCGCCAAGUUCGUGUGCCGCGUGACCAAGGGGGGGAACACGUACGCUUGGACCUGCGCCAGCGUUGGGCACAAGCACAUGGAGGUGCAGCUCAACUCCGAGGGCUGGCUCAAGGGCGUGCAGGUGAACUCGUGGAUGCCGUUCUUACAUUUCGUGAACUUGCUCCGCCUGGGGCGGCCCUACAAGGACAUCAAGGCUGAGGUCGAGGCGGGUUGCGGAAACUACAGCAAGAACGCGUUCCUGGCAUGGCGGAGGCUCUACCAGGAGACGUUGGGGAAAGGCGCGGUCUCCUUGGGCGUCCACGCAAUCGGCGGGCCGAAUCGGACGGUUGUCGUCGAUGAGACCGUCAUCGGCGUGCGCAAGGAGGACGGGUGGGCCGUCGAGAACAAGGGCAUAUCAAAGCGGGGCGCCAGGCAGCGCCGCCAGGCGCCCCGCAGGACCCACCGCUCCACUCGCAAGCUCGUCAUGAAGGGCGUCCUGAAGAGGCAGCCUGCGCGCGCGGUCUACCGCAACCAGGAGCCAACCGAGCGCGACUCGAACUACCUGAAGACGAGGAAGGGCACCGCGAAGCGGGCGCCAGCCAUGAGGAAGGCGGCUGCGAGGAAUUCUGGGCGGUGGCUGUGGCUGGCGAUCCGCGUCGGGCGCGGGAAGACGGUGUGCACGCACGAGAAUAAGAAUAACAAUAUGAUUGCCUAUCGACUUCUUCCGCGGGCGGCAGAUGCGCAGGAGGGCGCGCCGCGUGGGCUGGGGGAGAUCAAGGCCACGCUGGAGGAGAAGGUGAAGAAGGGCACCUUCCUGGUCCACGACGGCUGGACGUCCACCACCGCUGCCGUGAAGGCCCUGGGCUACAAGAGCGCGCCUCCCGUCGUCCACGAGGAGAACUAUCGCGACCCCUCCACUGCCUUCCACACCAACGACGCCGAAUCUGAAAACUCUCGGCUGAAGGGGUGGAACCGCCAGCGCUACGGCCAGUUGCAGCUCGACGCGCUGGAGAUGGAGGAGUACGUGUUCUACGUCAACGUGGGCGACGACGUGGAGGGCAUGUUCAAGGGCCUCUCGUAUGCCAACGGGGGCCCGUGGCAGAACAGGCUGCUCUGA